AUGGGGAGAACUUCCCAAAAAGGAGUGCUUGAGUACACCAAAGAUGGGUUCGAUGCCAUCUUUGCGCUGGACAACAGCAAUGUCUACGCUGCCGUCCUUUCGGAGAUGAUGUCGAACACGUUCAAGGAGGGCAUGUGGUUCAAGGCGCUUACGCCAUACAUGCUCCUCAUCACCAACAACGAUCCCAUUGCCGUGGGCAACAUGAUCACCUUGAACGGGCUUACGAGGGCUCUGGUAGGUGUGUCUUCUGGGAGACUCCUGAUUAACAACUUCGGCAUUGAUGCUGUGUGGAUUCUUAGCGGCGUGACCGGCGUGGUGGGCCUUCUGGUCAAUGUGAUCUGCCUCUGUCAGGGCUCUGUUGCGGCGGCCUAUUUCCUCAACUUCGUCUGGGCGGUGUACAACGGACUAUGGAACUCCUGCUUGGAAACCUCCUGGGCUCGUUCCAUUAUCAAGAGCAAGAGGGAAGAUGCCAACGGAGCCCGGCAGAUCACAAACAAAGUUACGACUUCCUUGGGACCACUUAUCUCCGCCGCGAUCUUCCUCUAUUGCGGAAACCAGUGGGACAUGGGGCUUGUGCAAAAUGUCAUGCUCCUGGGUACAGGAAUGACUUCGGUCGUGGUAGCUCUGUGCUUUUGCUUCCGGAGCUCUCUCGAGACCGAGCAGGAUCUACCGUUGAGGGAGAUCGAGAGCAUACAGUUUCCAGCGCUGCCAGACAGUGCACAGGGGCCCGCAACGUUGAGACCCGAAGACAUGAGUCAAAAGGACUUCGUGCCGGAUGACGACGGCUAUGUCAUGCUGACUUCUCCUUUGGGUGGAAACUCAGACGCCUGGGCUUCUCGCAUUCGUAUAGUGACAACGAACUAUCGGGAGACCCCGCUGAUCCUUGUCAAGCAGUUUCGUGCAGCUUUGAAAGCAGUGCAUCCCGCCAACCCGACUACCAGUGUUCUUUGCUUUCGUGAUGCAUCACGGGCCCCAGUCGCUGUGGAAAUCGAGUCCUUGGAGGUGUAUCUAUCUCAGGUGCAAGCCUCCAAUGAGUCGCCAGCAGUUGAUUUGCAAAGGAGUUCAAUCCGCUUCAGCGUGGAUUACAAGCUGGUUAAGCCCAAGGCAGAACCAUCGUUUGGACACAUUGCAUGGGGCCUGAUCCUGGGAAGCAAUGCCCGAGCCUUGCGGCACGAACCAGGACUCGAAGAAAGCCUGCUCGCUGGGCUGGACAGCGAAGGAUCCCGCAGGAUCGUUUCCGCGAGAGGUAAAACAGCAAGGGACAUGCUCGAGCCGAAGCGCGGCGAUGCGUCCAAAACCGACCGGACGAACAUCCUGGGCGCGAACGUCAUCGUCACGUGCGAUGUGCUGAACGCUCUUGCUUCUGGCUUUUCGCUGAAGUUCGUGGACCUUUUCCUGAAGGUGGAUUAUGGAGUUUCUCCAGCAGGUGUUUUUCUUGUCGCGUUCCUGCAGAACAUUCUGGGUGCCUGGCUGACUCCGGUGUCAAAGAAGCUCUUAGUCCAACUUAGGGCCGAGGGCUACCGUGCCAAACUGGGCGUCGUGUUCCUGUGGUCGCUGGCCCUCUUCUUUCUGGCCCUGCUCUGCAUUCCAGGAAUGCCCCUGUGGGUGGUCAUACCCUCCAUCAUCCUGAUGCGGUCCCUCAACUCUUGCACGCGGGCCUUCAAUCGGGCGCAGCUGAUCGACUUCCUUCCGCGCGAGAAGAUCGCAACUUACAUGACUUGGGAUGCGCUGAACAAGGCCAACCAAGGAGGAAUAGCAAUCUUUGGAGGUCAGGUCGUUGCGUUUGCUGGCUACCGCGGCUGCUUUGUGGGCACUUUGAUCCUGCUGCUGCUGCGUACGAUAAUCUAUCUGGUCUUCGCGCUCAGAAAAGGCACUGUUUACAGAGGCGGCUACUUGCGAGAGCUCGAGUCGCGCCUGACAAGCGUGAAUUCUGAGCAGUCCUUGUUAGUGGAGGAUCUCAACAGUGUCGAAAACUUGCGGGCGGUAUUCGACGGAGAUCAGGAGUCGCAGAUGUUUCAGCCAGCGGAGGCGCUGGCUUUGGCUUCCGAGAACCCAGCCAAGCUCCGGGGCGGCCAGGAUGACCUGCUCGAAGUGCCAGUGGUUGAGGAGCUACUUUUCGAUGAGCACGCCGAACAGAGGCCUCCUUCGCGCCGGGCUACAAAGGAAGGCCCGUGGAAGGCUUGA
This is a messenger RNA of Symbiodinium natans, 2184 nucleotides long. The record is from the annotation of a GenBank genome assembly. NCBI's taxonomy places the organism in Eukaryota, Dinophyceae, Suessiales, Symbiodiniaceae.